Molecule: messenger RNA, 333 nt
Organism: Eimeria mitis
Lineage: Eukaryota; Apicomplexa; Conoidasida; Eucoccidiorida; Eimeriidae
Exons: 4
Coding region: 1-333 (110 amino acids)
Source: RefSeq, a predicted model, not a curated record
AUGCAGCCGUUUGGGGAUGUCGGCGCCGCCUUCGUGCUGCCAUCCCGAGGCCUCGUUGUUGCCUUAGCACCCCCAGGAUCAGCAGCAGCAGCAGCAGCAGGAGAAGCAGCAGCAGGAGCAGCAGCAGCAGCAGCAGCAGGAGCUGCAUCAGCAACAGCAGCAGCAGCAGGGCUGCUACUCGUCGACCCCACAGAGCCGCAAACAGCACAGCAGCAGAUACUUGAGGCGCUGAAUCUAGGCUAUAAAGAUAAGCAACGGCCCCCAAGCAGAGGCGCUGCUUCCUUCUUCUCUCGCGGAGCUGAAGACGGAGGCAGAAGCCCUCCAGAGCAUUGA